Liolophura sinensis is the source of this 3108-nucleotide messenger RNA. RefSeq names its product hemicentin-1-like. Lineage: Eukaryota; Metazoa; Mollusca; Polyplacophora; Chitonida; Chitonidae. Gene Ontology annotation, biological process: cell-cell adhesion. Gene Ontology annotation, molecular function: cell adhesion molecule binding. Gene Ontology annotation, cellular component: plasma membrane; cell-cell junction. The coding region runs from base 1 to 2238 and encodes 745 amino acids. The record is from RefSeq and is a predicted model, not a curated record. The transcript has 14 exons.
AUGACUGCGAGAUUACAUCCAUCAACAGUGCUUCUAGCUUUUACCGCUGGACACUUCGCAACAGCAGUCAUCAACACAACUCUGGAGAUCCGGGAACAUUCGCGCGUGGAAUUGUCAUGUGACCCUGACGUCAGUGGGGAAGUGUCAAGGGUAACGUGGUACUUGGUCAAAACCCCAUACAUUCCAGCAACCUUACCUCCCGCCGAUGAUUACGUCAGGAUUUCGGAAUGGCAAAAUUAUAAAAUUUAUCAUAGUUUAAAUAAGUAUGACUACUUUGAUUACCGAGACGGCGGAAAGUUCACCCUGGUUGUCAAGAACGUCACGUCCACCACAAAUAUAGACAUCUAUUGCUGUUUUGUUAAUGAGAAUACAAAUGGACAGUGUUUUCAAAUUGAUAUCAUUGUUCCUGUUAAGAAAGUGGUACUUGUGGACGCUCGACCAAAUGCAAAGGGAGCUGGUAGCGUACUGGAUGUUACGGCAGGGAAUGACACGCUGGUCACCUGCCUGGCUCCACGGGCUAAUCCUGCUCCGGAUUUUUCCUGGUCUGUAUCUGGAAGACCAUUGUCUCCAGGAACCAUAGUUCAAAAUUGUACGAAUUCUGUCACAAUCAGACUAGAGGCAGACAGAGCGAUGACAGGUAAAAACAUCACCUGUACUGCCAUGACCACAGAUGGAAUCAUCGAAGGACAUCAUUCUAGUGCCACAGCCUCUCUGAACGUGUUGUUCCCACCCACCAGGCCUGCAUUGACAACAGUGCCACCACUUCCCGUGGAAGGAUCCAAAAUAGUACUGAGUUGUCGGGCAGAGGGAAAUCCCACCCCGUCUCUGUCCUUGUUGACCCCUGAUGGACUGACCCUGAACCAAACGAUUGAUGACGAAACUUACGGAGACUACCGAUUUAGCCAGAUCAGCCGUCGUGACAGAGGGAUGUAUCAAUGCACGGCAAGCAACACACACGGCCAUAGCAUCGACAUCAUCAAACUGGACGUACUAUAUGCCCCAGACGUAAAUCUUACCUUUGACAAUACAACAGAGAGACUGGAGUGCUCAGCAGAUGGUAAUCCCACCGACUACAUAUUUGAGAUCACACAGUCCCUCGGCGGCAAGAUUAUUAAACGGUGGAGAAAUCACACUGUCGGAAAGGAGAUGACUGUGGAUUUGUCGCCCUUUGGAAUGGACAGAACAGGGCUGUAUGUCUGUAACGUUGAUAACGGGGUCGGGGCAGCUAAAAAAUCGGAUAUCUACGUCCACGCGAACACCAAGCCACGUCUCGACUACAUAUACAGUUUGAUGUCCUCACAUGCUACCCUUCAAGGCAAGGGUAUUCUCCGCGUGCUUUUUUACGCCUAUCCUCCCUAUACAUCGUUAUCAUGGUCCAGAAUGGAGGCGAACACCUCUGUGGGGAAGGAGCUGUAUCACUAUGAAGACUCUACUGAGGUUCUUCUGUACGUAGACGGGGUGUUGACCCGAGUCCCAGGCACCAGCAGCACACUGUUCCUCAGUCAUGUCACCCCAGAGGACCUAGGGCUGUACAACUUCCGUGUGGAGAACAGCGAAGGUGAAGUGUCCCUUCAGUUGACCCUAUCCCUCGGGAAUAAUCGUCUUGAUCUGCUCCCUCCAUUCGUGGCCUUAAAACACUUCUUGGUAAUCAACAUUGCCCUGUUCGGGACGAUCUUGGGUACGGCUGCAAUUGUAUUUGGCUGUACUGGACUACUUAAGAUCUCCGGCCUCUCAGUUAAAGUGCUUAAACGCAGAAAAGAUCGACUUUGGUGGCCAAUGAAGCGAUUGUCCUCCAUUUACUAUACUUGGUCUGGAAAUCCACCGAGUGCCAAAGAACUCCAAGACAUGGAUAACAGGGACCCUGUGUAUUACCAAGGACCGCUGAACUCCAGGUUCAGGCUUAGCACCAGGCGACAGCCGAUAAAUAGUGUCCUGAGUGCAGAAGAGCUGAAGGUUGCUACACUGCCACCCGCAUGUGGGCUUGAGAUGUCCUACCAACGUUCAGCCCAGGCAGAAGAGGAUAACAAUCGACGAGAUGGGCAACGAGGAAGAGAGGAGAGGGGAAGAGAGGACAGCAGAAAAAUGAGGGGAAACGAGGUCAGGAGAGUGGAGGAAACAGAAGAGAGGGAAACAGAGGAAAGGGGGAGGGGGGCAGAGGAAAGACGAAGGGACGAACCAGACUUCUUUCCUGGACCUUGUGUUGGUGGGUAUUACGCCCCAGAUUCACCUUUUAUCUAAGGAAAACGUUGGCAGUGUACCGGACACCGGCAUAUACUGCUGAUGACCAAAAGGCACGGACCAAAAGUAGAGGCGGGGGCCCGAUAUCGUGGCAUGGACCGGAAGUAGGGGCCUGGGCUUCGUUGUUGGUUCGCAGCACUCUUGUCAUUUAAACAGUUCAUUGAUUACAAGGCGACAGUUUCGUCAAAUCACAAAUGAGACCCUUGGAAAUGUUGCAUGCCAUGUAGAAAAUUGUGGAGUUUCCACGGCUUUCAUAAUAAUGUACGUAUUUGUACUUGCUGGAUUCUUAUAUAUGGCGCUCAGUUUGUUUGAAUCGCUUUUCUAGCUACAGUUACUGGUUUUGUGGAUGUAUAUUUUUUUCCGCUUGAUUCUUAAAUAUAGUUCAUGUGCAAACUAACUUUUCUUUUCUUGGGAAUUCAGCCGUAAUUAUUAUAAUUAUUACAGCAGGAGCUGGAUAAAACAUAGGUUGGGGGUAAUGUACAUAUUAAAAUAAAAACCGUGAUUAAUACGAUGUCUUACUAAUUUCACUAUAUUUUAGCAGCCAACCUACUUUAGGAUCAUGGGUUUUCCUCCCACCAUAAUGCUGGCCGCCGUCGUAUAUGUGAAAUAAGCUUGUGUUCGGCAUAAAACACCAAUCAAAUAAACACAUAAAUACUUCAGUAUCACGUGAAUAUCUGACACGGUUCUAAGUGCUCUUAAUAUGUUCGUGUAUGUAAUCUACAGAUUAACAUUUUUUAAACCCAAAAUUCCUCGUACUUUAAUAUCGCUGAAUUGUUGGUGAUUUCAUGAACGCCAAUGUACAGUAGCAAAUUGCUCCGUUUAUAUGUGUUUCACUACAGGCGUUUAAUGUGGUACUCAAGAAUUGUUCAG